Messenger RNA from Mesorhabditis spiculigera, 618 nucleotides. The record is from the annotation of a GenBank genome assembly. NCBI's taxonomy places the organism in Eukaryota, Metazoa, Nematoda, Chromadorea, Rhabditida, Rhabditidae.
AUGGUGCACUACAAGCUGACGUACUUUCCGAUGAGAGGCAUUGGCGAAAUCGUGCGCCAGCUCUUCGAGCUUGCCCACGUCGAGUAUGAGGAUUGUCGUAUUGAGAGGGAGGUGUGGCCCGAGCUGAAACAUACCGCCCCAUUCGGCCAACUGCCAAUGCUCGAGGUCGACGGGCAGAAGCUACCCCAAUCGAAGGCCAUCAUGCGCUACGUGGCCCAGAAAUACGGCUUCGCCGGGGCCGACGACUGGGAAUCUGCCCAAAUCGACUCGUGGGCCGAUCAAUAUGUCGAUUUUCUUGUGGAAUUGCGCCCCUGGUUCUAUAUUAAAUUUGCCGGAGGAGAAGGGGACGAGGCUGCCGUAUACCGGGAUACUGUAGAAGCCAAACGUGACGUGCUCUUCCCACUCUUUGUUCGUCAGCUCAAGGAGAAUGGCUCCGGGUUUUUGGUCGGAAAGACCAUCACCUGGGUGGACCUCUUGCUCUCUACGCAUCUGGAGACCUUCACGAGUUUGAAGCCGGACUAUAUUGAGAAAUAUCCAGAGCUUCAAGAAUUCCUGAAGCGUGUCCACGCCAUCCCUGAAAUCGCGGCCUGGAUCGAGCGUCGACCGAAAACGGACCUC